CUCAAAACGAGCCUUCCAAGCAGGCAGGCCCGAAGUGAACUCCGACCUCUCGACUCUCGAGCACGAAUGCCGAAGACCAUUGCUGCUCCAUGGCGCCGAUAUCCCGCCUCCGCCGCCGCUCCUCCUCCUCCCCUGCCUCGCCGAUGUCCGGCCUCCGCAUCCCUCGCCGUCAAUCCUCCUCCUCAACGACGCCAAUGUCAGGACGCCGCCUCUUCUCCUCCUCCUCCACGCCAAUGCCUCGCCUUCAGCUCCUCCCCCGCCGCUCUUCUUCCUCCACUUCGCCGACCUCCCGCUGCUGGGAUCCCCAGGUUGCUUUUGUCGCGGCCAUAGCGCGCGUCCGCGCCGGCACGUUCAGCACGGACGAUGCACACCACCUGUUCGACGAAUUGCUCCGGCAGGGCACUCCGGUCCACAAUCCCGCCCUCAACGGCUUCCUCGCCGCCCUUGCCCGUGCGCCGGACUCAGUCUCGUGCAGCAACGGCCCCGCCCUCGUCCUCGCCCUCUUCAACCGUAUAUGCCGAGAAGAAGCCGGCCCGCGGGUCGCGCCUCUCUCAGUCCACACCUACGGUAUCCUCAUGGACUGCUGCUGCCGAGCGCGUCGCCCGGACCUAGGGCCUGCCUUCUUCGCACGCCUCCUGAGGGCAGGCCUGAGAACACGGACGAUAGAGGCCAACACCUUCCUCAAGUGCCUCUGCCACGCAAAACGGACAGAUGAGGCGGUCGACGUGCUGCUUCAUAGGAUGUCUGAUCUCGGUUGCGUUCCUAAUGCCAUCUCGUACAACACAGUUAUUAAGAGCUUAUGUGGUGAUAGCAGGAGCCAGGAGGCGCUCGACAUGGUACAGAGAAUGGCAAAAGAAGGAGGUCGCUGCUCCCCUGACGUGGUGUCAUUUAACACGGUCAUCCACGGCUUCUUUAAACAAGGUGAAGUAAGCAAGGCAUGCAAUCUUAUCAAUGAAAUGGUGCAGAAAGGGGUGGAGCCUGAUGUGGUGACAUACAACUCGAUCGUAGAUGCGCUGUGCAAGGCCAGAGCAAUGGACAAGGCUGAGUUGGUCCUUCGGCAGAUGGUUGAUAAAGGUGUUGAACCGGAUGGUCUGACAUAUACUGCCAUCAUCCAUGGAUAUUCCUGUUCGGGCCACUGGAAAGAGUCAGCUAAAAUGUUCAGAAAAAUGACAAGCAAGGGACUCAUACCAGGUAUUGUAACUUUCAACUCGUUCAUGUCCUCCCUUUGUAAGCAUGGAAGAAGCAAAGAUGCUGAAGAAAUUUUUCAAUACAUGACCACCAAGGGCCACAUGCCAGAUCUCGUCUCAUACUCUAUUCUGCUUCACGGGUAUGCCACUGAAGGAAGAUUUGCUGAUAUGAAUAAUCUUUUCCAUUCAAUGGCAGACAAGGGUAUUGUAGCCAACUGUCAUUGUUUCAACAUAUUAAUUAGUGCACAUGCUAAACGUGGAAUGAUGGAUGAAGCUAUGCUCGUAUUUACUGAAAUGCAGGGACAAGGAGUGAGGCCAGAUGUAGUCACCUAUUCAACUUUAAUCUCUGCAUUUUGUAGAAUGGGUAGGCUGGCUGAUGCUAUGGAAAAAUUCAGUCAGAUGAUUUCUAUUGGACUAGAACCAAACACAGUUGUUUAUCACUCCCUAAUUCAUGGUUUUUGUAUGCAUGGAGAUUUGGUAAAAGCGAAGGAAUUGGUUUCUGAAAUGAUGAGCAAAGGUGACAGGCCUACUAUUGUUACAUUCAAUUCACUGAUUGACGGAUAUUGCUUAGUGGGCAAGAUGGAAAAAGCAUUCGGAGUACUAGAUGCCAUGGUAUCAGUUGGCAUUGAGCCUGAUGUUGUUACAUAUAACACACUUGUUAGUGGCUAUUGUAAAAGUGGAAAGAUCGAUGAUGGGUUGAUUCUAUUCAGAGAAAUGUUGCAUAAGAAAGUCAAACCUACAACCGUGACAUAUAGCAUCGUACUGGAUGGGUUAUUCCAUGCUGGGAGAACUUCUGCUGCGAAGAAAAUGUUCCAUGAGAUGAUCGAUAGUGGAACAGCCGUGGACAUUGACACAUACAAGAUACUUCUUAAAGGACUCUGUAGAAAUGAUUUGACCGACGAAGCAAUCACCCUGUUUCACAAACUGGGUGCAAUGGAUUGCAAAUUCGAUAUUACAAUACUAAAUACAGUGAUUAACGCAUUGUACAAGGUUAGAAGAAGAGAAGAAGCUAACGACUUGUUUGCUGCAAUAUCAACCAGUGGGUUGGUACCAAAUGUGUCUACUUACGGAGUAAUGAUACAUAAUCUUCUAAAAGAAGGAUCAGUGGAAGAAGCGGACACCAUGUUUUCAUCAAUGGAGAAGAGUGGUUGCGCUCCCAGCUCUCGUCUUCUAAAUGAUAUCAUCAGAAUGUUAUUGCAAAAAGGUGAUAUAGUCAAAGCCGGAUAUUACAUGUCUAAAGUCGAUGGCACUAUCAUCUCACUUGAAGCGUCAACUACUUCGUUGUUGAUGUCUCUCUUUUCAAGUAAAGGAAAACAUCGGGAACAAAUAAAAUUUCUCCCUGCAAAGUACCAAUUUUUUUAUGGGGCCAGUUGAUGCACUCGAGUCAGCGGUUAAGCCUAGGUGUGGUUUGGAGCUCCCUCUCAACAGCACUCACCAAGAUCGAGUUUGCUGAUGGUGCCACCACGGUUAUUUGGUCCAAUGUGUGGCUGCUGGGGAUCCAUCCUAUGGACAUCUCUCCUAAUCAGCAUGCCAUGUAUGAGCACAAGGAAUAUCUGGUGAGCCUAGUAAACUGGUCCAAAUGGAGGAAGCGAUAAAGCACUAAGCUGAUAUUUGGUUCAUAAAUGUUACUGAUCUCCAAAUGAUUGCUCUUCUCAAUGUACUGCUAGUUAUAAACUGAUCCAUAUGGAGGAAGCUAUAAAUGAGUCUCAAUUGAUUGGAUGCAAUCUAAAUAAGCUAUUUUGUAUAUAAUUGAAUAUUAGCAAAAUUCUGGUAGCUUAGGGCCUUAGGCUUGCCAGGCAGUGUGGUAGACUGGUUUUAAGUUAUUUUUUGUAAGUCUAAUUGAGUGCCACACUUAGGUCAGUUGUCACCAUUAACAUAUCAGCUUGCAUGUCAAAUGUGUCUACUUACGGAGUAAUGAUACAAAACGUUCUAAAAGAAGGAUCAGUGGAAGAAGCGGACGCCAUGUUUUCAUCAAUGGAGAAGAGUGGUUGCGCUCCCAGCUCUCGUCUUCUGAAUGAUAUCAUCAGAAUGUUAUUGCAAAAAGGUGAGAUAGUCAAGGCCGGAUAUUACUUGUCUAAAGUAGAUGGCACUGUCAUCUCACUUGAAGCUUCAACUACUUCGUUGUUGAUGUCUCUCUUUUCAAGUAAAGGGAAACAUCGGGAACAAAUAAAAAUAAAAAAAAUUCCCUGCAAAGUACCAAUUUUUUUAUGGGCCCAGCUGAUGGACUAGACUCAACAGUUGAUCUUGGGCGUGUUUUGGAGCUCCCUCUCAAGGAUAUGGGUUUGAUACCAUCAGGAGCUGUACUGAGUAUCACUAAAUUGGGAGGUACAGAGAUUAGCAGGUGGUAAAAGAAACAAGGCAUAUAAGCUGCUGAUGGAGAAGAAUUCAUUUUUUUUAAACAAUGCAGGCAUGUUUUGAUGAUCUGGCAAAGCUCUUUAUUUAUAUGUCCAAACUCAAUCCGA
Molecule: messenger RNA, 3649 nt
Organism: Brachypodium distachyon (stiff brome)
Lineage: Eukaryota; Viridiplantae; Streptophyta; Magnoliopsida; Poales; Poaceae
Product: protein Rf1, mitochondrial
Exons: 2
Coding region: 90-2561 (823 amino acids)
Molecular function (GO): protein binding
Source: RefSeq, a predicted model, not a curated record